CUUCCGUUUCCGGCCACUUGGCGUGUAAAACGCCGACGGGAGGAUGGACGGGUUAGUAGCUCAGUACUCUGCGCGACUGCUGCGGCAGGAAAAAGAAAUUAAGUCUCUGACUGCCGAAAUCAACCGCUUGAAAAGCUGUGGCUAUUUAGAAACGUCACCAAAUUUGGAGCAGUUACGAGAAGAAAAUUUAAAAUUAAAGUAUCGACUGAAUAUUCUUCGAAAGAGUCUUCAGGCAGAGAGGGGCAGACCGACUAAAAACAUGAUUAACAUCAAUAGCCGCCUCCAAGAAGUCUUUGGCCAUGCCAUCAAGGCUGCGUACCCAGACUUGGAAAGCCCCCCUUUGGUCGUAACACCAAGCCAGCAGCCCAGGUUUGGGGACUACCAAUGCAACAGUGCCAUGGGGAUUUCUCAGGUAUGCAAGGAACAGAAAGUUAAUCCAAGAGAAAUCGUCCGAGAGAUCACGCAACUGCCAAGCAAUGAAUGCAUUGAGAAAGUGGGAAUUGCUUGGUCCAGAUUCAUUAAUGUCCACUUACGAAAGGAUUUUGUAUCAGAGCAGCUGAGCAAUCUCCUCAUAAAUGGAGUUCGACUCCCUGCCCUUGGACAGCAUAAAAAGGUUGUGGUGGACUUUUCCUCUCCCAACAUAGCCAAGGAGAUGCACGUGGGCCACCUCAGGUCAACCAUCAUAGGGGAAAGCAUGUGCCGACUCUUUGAGUUCGCAGGAUAUGACGUGCUCAGGUUAAACCACGUGGGAGACUGGGGAACGCAGUUUGGCAUGCUCAUUGCUCACCUGCAGGAUCAGUUCCCAGACUACCUGACAGUCUCACCUCCCAUCGGGGAUCUUCAGGCCUUUUAUAAGGAAUCGAAGAAGAGGUUUGAUACUGAAGAGGAAUUUAAGAAACGAGCGUACCAGUGCGUCGUUCUGCUCCAGGGUAAAGAUCCAGACAUUAUAAAAGCUUGGAAGCUUAUCUGUGAUGUCUCCCGACAAGAGUUCAAUAAAAUCUAUGACGCCUUGGACAUCUCUUUAAUAGAGAGAGGGGAGUCUUUCUAUCAAGAUAGAAUGAAUGCUGUUGUAAAGGAAUUUGAAGAUAAAGGACUCGUGCAAGUGGAUGAUGGCAGGAAGAUUGUGUUUGUCUCUGAGUGUUCCAUCCCAUUGACCAUAGUGAAAUCAGAUGGAGGUUACACCUACGAUACAUCUGACCUGGCUGCUCUCAAACAGAGGCUAUUUGAGGAGAAAGCAGAUAUGAUCAUCUAUGUGGUGGAUAAUGGACAAGCUGUGCACUUCCAGGCAGUGUUUGCUGCUGCUCAAAUGAUAGGCUGGUAUGACCCUAAAGUAACCCGGGUGUUCCACGCUGGAUUUGGUGUGGUGCUAGGGGAAGACAAGAAGAAAUUUAAAACACGUUCAGGUGAGACCGUGCGCCUCAUAGACCUUCUGGAAGAAGGACUAAAGCGAUCCAUGGACAAGUUGCAGGAGAAGGAGCGGGACAAGGUAAUGAGGCCUCGAUGGCAGGUCUGGAUGUGAACCCCACAAGGUCU
Castor canadensis (American beaver) is the source of this 1533-nucleotide messenger RNA. The record is from RefSeq and is a predicted model, not a curated record. NCBI's taxonomy places the organism in Eukaryota, Metazoa, Chordata, Mammalia, Rodentia, Castoridae.